Molecule: messenger RNA, 2343 nt
Organism: Naegleria fowleri
Lineage: Eukaryota; Heterolobosea; Eutetramitea; Acrasida; Naegleriidae
Exons: 1
Coding region: 1-2343 (780 amino acids)
Biological process (GO): Golgi to plasma membrane protein transport; intra-Golgi vesicle-mediated transport; SNARE complex disassembly
Cellular component (GO): Golgi stack
Molecular function (GO): ATP binding; ATP hydrolysis activity
Source: RefSeq, a predicted model, not a curated record
AUGACAUCCAUAAUUCUCAAAAUUGCCAAUACUCCAGAGCGAUAUUUACAAUUUUCUAAUCUUGCCUAUCUUCAUCCCGAUGAUUGUGCUCAAUUUGAGCAAGCGAAAUGUCCUUGGAUCCAAUGUGGUAGACUCAUUACCAAGUAUGCCUCUUUUCCAAGUGUUGCUAAAGGCACCAUUUGUCUCAACAAAUUUAUGAGGCAACAUGCAGGUAUUGAAGUAGGUCAAGAUUGUACCUGUGAAGGCUAUUCCGAAAAGAAGAGCUUUUCCACUUCAUCUUCGGCCAUCUCUUCUAUAGUUUUUGAACUUCGCUUUUUGAAUGAAAAUACAGUGGAGAAGAAAAUCGUCAAUGUGUCAAAUCUCAUUCCACUCUUGAGAAAAUGUUAUGGAGGUCAUAUUCUUCAGAGAGGUCAAUCACUGGCAUUGGUCUAUCAUGGAGAAAUUAUUGCAGCUAAAAUUGUAUAUACCUCUCAAAAGAAUGUUUUGAUCUGUGAUGACGAAAACAGUAAUGUUAUUUAUGUCACGACUGCUAAAGAAAAUAAGGUGAUGAAAUUAACCAAUCUUCCAUAUGAUAUUAAUCAAAUACCAAAACACGAUUCAAAAAGUUCUUCCUCUGUCUCAUUAUCUUCAGCUCUGAAUGACAAUUUGAAUAAUCAUAGCAAUAAUGGUGGUAAGGUCAUGACACUGAUGGAAGAAUCUUUAACAGAAGAAGAAGAGGACGCCGACCAAAUGCAUGACAUUUUCAAUUCAGAAUUUACCUUUGAAACACUGGGUAUUGGAGGUUUAGAUAAACAAUUGAACACCAUUUUCAGACGAGCCUUCUGCUCUCGAGCGUAUCCUCCUGACGUUGCCGAAAUGAUGGGUGUAAAGCAUGUGAAAGGUUUGAUUCUAUAUGGUCCACCUGGAACAGGAAAAUCGUUAAUUGCCAAACAAAUUGGUCAAGUUUUGAACUGUAGAACAAAGGAAGUAGUGAAUGGACCUGAAAUCUUCAGUGGUCUGGUGGGUUCUUCAGAAAAAAGAAUUCGAGAUUUAUUUGCUGAGGCUAUUGCGGAUUACAAAGAUAGAGGAAAGAAUGCAGAGUUGCAUCUUAUUAUUAUUGAUGAAAUUGACUCGAUUUGUAGGAAGCGAGGCAGUAUGUCUGAUAACACUGGAGUUCGAGAUGGUGUUGUGAAUCAAUUAUUGACCAUGAUGGACGGUGUCGAAUCAACACCAAAUGUAUUAGUGAUUGGAAUGACCAAUCGAUUGGAUUUAUUGGAUCCAGCAAUGUUAAGACCAGGUAGAUUUGAAGUUCAAAUUGAGAUUGGUCUUCCCAACGAGGAAGGAAGAAUGCAAAUUCUGAAAAUUCACACAUCUGCUCUUGCUAAAAACCACUUCCUCUCUAGCGAUGUUGAUUUUCAAAGUAUUGUAGAUAGAACCAAGAACUUUACUGGUUCUGAUAUAAUGGGUUUGGUCAAUUCAGCACGAUCAUUUGCUAUGAAUAGAGGAAUAGAUUUGAAGAAUAAGAAAGUUGUGGCAAAGAAUGUCAAGGAGUUCAGUUCUCAAAUCCAAGUAACAAUGGAUGAUUUUAAUAGGGCUUUGAGCGAAGUUAAGAAACCAUCAUUUGGAGUUGAUGAUUUGAAAUCCUAUAUGGGAAAAGGAAUUAUAAGAUAUGGAGCUGAAUUUGAAAAACUUUAUGAAAAAUGUAAUUUAAUUUUGAAGCAAGUCGAUCAAGGAGAGAAUACCUUCUUGACAAGUAUUUUGUUGGAAGGUAAAAAGUUUUGUGGAAAGACUGCUUUGGCUGCUCAUCUUGCUCUCGUUUCUCACUUUCCAUAUGUACGAGUUGUUUCUCCCAAUUCUAUGGUUGGAAUGGAUGAGUUUGCCAUGUGUCAACAUGUUGCUGAAGCUUUUCUUGAUGCAUACAAGUCUGACAAGAGUAUUGUUGUGUUGGAUAAUAUUGAACGUUUAAUUCAACUAGUUAGAGUAGGACCUCGUUUUUCUAAUAUGAUGCUUCAAACUCUAAUGACCUUUUUGAAGAGAAAUCCUCCAGCAGACCGAAAAUUAUUAAUUAUUGGAACGACUAGUACGCUCCCUUCGUUGGAAUCCUUGGAUUUGGUGGAACAAUUUGACCGAGUUCUCACUGUCCCAUCAGUCACAGGAGCAGAGAAUAUCAAGGGAGUGCUUAAAACUAAUGACCUCUUUGCUAGAGACAAUGAAAAGUGUGACAAGCUUGUGGACUCGCUCAUUGAAAACGUUGGUGACAAAAUUCCAAUCAAACAACUACUCUCCAUCAUGGACGUUGUCAUUUCCAACAAGCAAAUGUCUAUUGACGAUAUCUUGGAAUUAAUCGAUAUCAAGAAAGUGUAA